AUGGCACAUCUUCGCCGACUACCCUCCAUCCCACGCCAACCGAACUAUGCUUUCCUUCGCAGCCACUACCAGUCCUAUACCUCCGCUCCGUUUUUGUCUCGCCUCAUAAAUAUCCACCCGGAAGUCGCUGAUGCCAUCGCCAACAACCGUCCUGUAGUGGCUCUCGAAUCGACCAUAUACACUCACGGAGCACUUAGCGAGGACUUCCCUCACGCGCUGGACCGCCUUGUUCGGGAGCAUGGGGCCAUCCCUGCUGUAUGUGGCGUCUAUGCGGGCGUGCCGACGGUUGGCCUCCAGCCCGCUGAGAUUAUGCGUAUGGUUUCCGAGGGAGCGAAGAAAGCAUCGCGCCGCGACCUGGCAUAUCUAGUCGGGAAAGGUGAUAAGUUGCAUGGAGGUACGACCAUCUCGGGGACGAUGGUGCUUGCACGGCUAGCGGGUAUUCGGGUGUUUGGUACAGGCGGACUAGGCGGCGUCCAUCGCGGCGGAGAGAGCUCUAUGGACGUGUCGGCCGAUCUAACUGAGCUAGGACGAACACGGGUCGCUGUUGUCAGCAGCGGAUGCAAAGGCUUUCUGGAUAUACCUCGUACGCUAGAGUACCUGGAGACUCAAGGGGUGUUGGUGGCGACGUUUGCUGAUGAGGGCCAGGAGCGGGUAGAGUUUCCUGCGUUUUGGGCACGAGAAAGUGGCUCACCCAGCCCGGCUGUUGUGAGGGACGAGAAGGAAGCUGCUGGUAUCAUUUUGGCACAGGAGAAACUGGGAAUUGAGUCAGGGUUGCUCUUUGCGAACCCGAUACCGAAGCAGUUUGCCAUCCCAAGGAAGGACAUGGAAGAGAUCAUCGCUACUGCGGUGAGGGAAGCAGAGGAAAAGGGGUUUACUGGGAAUGCGAAUACCCCAUACAUUCUCAAGAGAAUCAGAGAAUUAAGUCAGGGUAAGAGUGUGCCAGCGAACAAAGCACUGGUCGAGGCCAAUGUUGGUCGGGCAGCCAGGAUUGCUGUUGAGCUGGCCAAGAUGUUAGAUGGUUCUCCCGUGACCCCGAGGACGGUCACAACCACUACAACUACAACCACAACAACUACUUCAUAUGAAGGUUUUGAUGCCGCUGGCAAACCAUCUGCGGGGCGCAUGAUAAACGUUGAAUCAAAAGAGGUAGAGGCAAAGACCAAGCCAGAAAUUGAAAGCCACCCAGUUGAUGUCCUGGUAGCUGGCUCUGUAGCCCUCGACCUGAAUUGCAACUACGUCGGCGGUGCUGGCUCAGCAGAGAGUAGCGACAAGGUCACACCAGCCAUGCACACUUCGAACCCGUCCACCAUCCACCAGUCGAUUGGCGGCGUUGGCCACAACAUCGCUCGCGCUGCCCACUUGGUCAGCGACGAAGGCAAGGUGCGUCUGUGCAGUAUGGUCGGCGACGACAUUGCUGGCCACACAAUCCUGUCGACCCUGCAAUCUUCGGGCCUCGACACAUCAUGCAUUCGCCAACUUGGCCACGAAUACCCAUCCGCGCGGACAGCCCAGUAUGUGGCUGUUAAUGAUGCCAAUAAAAACCUCGUCAUGGCCAUGGCAGAUAUGGCUAUCUUCUCCAGCCAUUCUUUCCCAGCCUACUGGAACUCAGCUGUGGCCGCUGCCCGCCCCAAGUGGCUUGUUGUUGACGCCAACUGGUCUGAACACGACAUCCAAUCGUGGAUCCAGGCCGGCAGACGGCACGGUGCAAAAAUCAUUUUCGAACCCGUCUCCGUCGCCAAAUCUCAACGUCUUUUCCCAAAUCUGGACGCAUGGAGACGCCAUCACCACCAUCAUAAACACGACUUUGUCAUUCCUCAUGAACUCCCCGUCCAUCCCCGUCCUUUGGUUGACUUGGCAACCCCUAACCAUCAUGAACUACUUGCCAUGUAUCAAGCGGCCAAAGCUCACGGUCACCUCGACACCUCUGCCUGGUUCGACGUAAUCGAUGCAUUUGGCAUCACGGGCCGUUCAUCCGGGCGUGACCGCUUCGAUGCCAUCUUUUCACAGCACAACGCCCGCGAUCUUGUCGAUGCUGGCCUGCCUGUUCAGUCUAUUUCUCUUUUGCCGUACAUUCCUACGCUCAUCACAAAACUCGGGCCCCGCGGCGCCCUACUGACAGCCCUUCUUCCUCCAGAUGACCCUCGCCUGAGAGAUCCGGGACAUUCCAGAUGGGUGAUCUCGCGCUGUGCAGUGCCGGAUCAUCCACAUAUCGGUGGUGUGUACAUGCGUCUGUACCCGCCGGCAGAGAAGGUGCCUGAUCAGGAGGUAGUGUCAGUCAACGGGAUUGGAGAUACGUUUGUGGGUGUUUUAGUAGCUGGUCUGGCGAUGGGUGGCCGGGUUGAGAGGUUGAUAGAUGUUGCACAACGGGCAGCAGUUCUAACUCUUAGGAGUCAGGAGGGGGUUAGUGAGGAUGUGAGAGGGUUAAGAAGGGUCUUGAGUGGGAUUGUGAAGGAAUGA
Messenger RNA from Thermochaetoides thermophila DSM 1495, 2457 nucleotides. RefSeq lists its product as uncharacterized. The transcript has 2 exons. Bases 1 to 2457 code for a protein of 818 amino acids. Lineage: Eukaryota; Fungi; Ascomycota; Sordariomycetes; Sordariales; Chaetomiaceae. The record is from RefSeq and is a predicted model, not a curated record. Gene Ontology annotation, molecular function: pseudouridylate synthase activity.